Molecule: messenger RNA, 759 nt
Organism: Puccinia triticina
Lineage: Eukaryota; Fungi; Basidiomycota; Pucciniomycetes; Pucciniales; Pucciniaceae
Exons: 3
Coding region: 1-759 (252 amino acids)
Biological process (GO): ribosomal small subunit assembly; translation
Cellular component (GO): ribosome
Molecular function (GO): mRNA binding; rRNA binding; structural constituent of ribosome
Source: RefSeq, a predicted model, not a curated record
AUGAUGUUCACUAGACUGGUCCGAUCGAAAGCAAGACCGAUACUGGCCAACUCAGCCCACGGCCUCGGAGAACAAGGCAUCGCCAGCUCAUCCUCAUCUUUCGCCCCUACCAACUGCCCAGCCCAAUCGAAUCCACUCCGCAUCACUCCUCCCAUUCAUCGAAAAUUCAGCUCAACUCGAGAUGUCAAAUUUCUACCAACGACGGCAAAUCUUGAUCGACAUCCACGGGCCCGACGACUACCAGCGUACGAACCACCGCCGCCGUUCCCGGAGGCGGGAGACACGGCAGCACAACUAGCGUACCGAGAGCCAGCUAUCAGUGUGCCGCCAUUAGAGGAGCCCUUACUGGAUUAUAUGACCGGAUUAUUGAUGCGCCAAGGCAAACGGACGAUCGCCCAGAAGCACGUCAUCAAUUUACUGGCCCAGCUACGAUUGGUGACCGGACAGGAGCCCUUCCCAUUACUCGCAAAGGCUGUCGAACUCGCUGCGCCCAUGGUCGUCACCCGUAACGAACAGAAACGCAUCAAGGUCACUACCGUUCCCGUCCCCCUUAGCGAAACCCAACAGGCCAGAAAAGCUAUCCUUUGGAUCGUCAAACAUAGCGAACGACGACCCGGUAAAAAGUUCGGCGAGCGACUGGCGAUGGAAGUCAUUGCUGUCCUCAAUGGAAACUCAGAAGUCCUCAAACUCAAGGCAGAACAGCACCGAUUAGCAUAUGUCAACCGAGCAAACCUGCGGACAAGAGCCACUCGAGCUUGA